Messenger RNA from Leptopilina heterotoma, 2669 nucleotides. Its product is annotated as GTP-binding protein Di-Ras2. The transcript is spliced from 4 exons. Gene Ontology annotation, cellular component: plasma membrane. The record is from RefSeq and is a predicted model, not a curated record. Bases 1139 to 1729 code for a protein of 196 amino acids. Lineage: Eukaryota; Metazoa; Arthropoda; Insecta; Hymenoptera; Figitidae. Gene Ontology annotation, biological process: signal transduction. Gene Ontology annotation, molecular function: GDP binding; GTP binding; GTPase activity.
UAUCUGAUAAUAAUAUCAAAUGAUUCGAAAUGGAUUCUGUCUUCACUGUUAAUGGCUUUUGAUUGAUGAAUGUUAUGAGAACAUGGGGAGAAAAAAAAUAUUACUCUCGAGAGUUUAUUUUUUGUAAUUAAAAUUCAAUCUCAAUAACUUGAACUUGCCUACUCAUUGAAGUAAAAAAUAAAAGUAAUUAAGAACUGAUAAAGGGAGAAUAAUUUGUUUCUUAAUUUUCGAAGUAUAGAAUUUAAAAUACAUGAGAAUAUAUUUAACACCGAAUUUUUCUAGUGUAUAGAUAAUUAAUAUUUGAAGCAGGAGAACUGAUAAUAUAGAAGAAGGAAAGUUUAUUUUCAAAUUAACACCCUAAGUAAAUGGAAAUGAUUCAACGAUGAUGAUGAUGACGACGACGACGACGACGAUGCGUGGGAUUUAUUGUGGACUCUUUUUCUUGGGGGGAAAAAACGUGUGUUUGAUAUCAUACGAGAAAUGCGUCGACGGCGGAGGCGUGCAUGUGCCAGCCACCCUUUUCUAUUGAUUUUUCGCCAUGGAAAGUACUUUUGGUUUAGUGCGCACCUACCCACUCAUACAGUGAAAUGAUCUCGUCCGGUGCAGUGGGUGUGCGCGCCUCGUUUUCACCCGAAUUAAUCAAAGUUCACGCCGCAAAAGUUGCAGCUACCCCGUGAGAGAGUGUUUCAACUAUGUAACAUUCGCGACGUGAAGUGAGAGAUAUCUCUAGCGUGGAAACAAAACUUUUCGGGAACAUUUUCAAAUAUUAAAACAAAAUAAAAGAGAGAAAAAUAAGAAAUUGAAGCCAAAGAAACAAAAAUAGUCUUCCUGGAAAAAGGGAAAAGUAUAUACAUAAAAAAAUUUAAAAACUGUGAGAAAAAGAGUCUGAGUCCUUGUUUUUUCAUACCUUCUGGAUUCAUCUUGAUGAUAAAUCAACGGAUGUCCUAAGGUCGUAUAGAUGGAUCGCGCCCACUGUUUUUGGAUCAUAUCACUCGUUGAUCGAGCAGACGUCAGUUCAUGAAGGAAGGACUGAGAGUUUGGAGAGGAGGUUAUUGUUGAGAAUUCGUGUUUUAAAAGGAAAAUCAAGUGCCCGUUUUUUAACGGGCCAGCUAUUACAAUUGCGGCAGCAGAUGUCAGGAUGCCGGAACAGAGUAACGACUACCGGGUCGUUGUCUUUGGUGCUGGAGGUGUUGGGAAGAGUUCCUUGGUUUUACGCUUCGUGAAAGGCACUUUUCGGGAAUCCUAUAUACCAACAAUUGAGGACACUUAUAGACAAGUGAUUAGCUGCAACAAAAAUAUUUGCACGCUUCAAAUUACGGACACAACGGGGUCUCAUCAGUUUCCUGCAAUGCAGAGACUUUCCAUAAGCAAAGGACAUGCCUUCAUCCUGGUCUAUUCCGUUUGCUCCCGGCAAAGCCUCGAGGAACUACGACCAAUUUGGGCCGUUAUUCGUGAGCUCAAAGGACAAGAUAUUUCACAAAUUCCGAUAAUGUUGGUGGGAAACAAGUGUGAUGAGAGUCCUUCCGUGAGAGAGGUUUCGUUGAGCGAAGGAGCAGCGGAGGCAGCAAAUUGGGGUUGUGGUUUUCUGGAGACAUCUGCGAAAACGAAUCAUAACGUAAAUACACUUUUCCGAGAUUUAUUGACACUUGAAAAGAAUCGAUCAGUUUCGUUGCAACCGGUACAAAGCAGUAAUGCAAUCAGCUUUAAAGAAAAGUGUGUCGUCAUGUAAUUUUUAUUUUACAAAACACAAAUUUUAUCCAAAAAAAAAGGAAAUUUUCCAUUUCUAUCAAAAUUUAUUCAACAAAACGAAAAAAUUUCUAAAAAAAAAGGAAAAAGAUUUAAUUGGGAAAUUUAGAUCUAAAUUCGAAAAAUACAGGAAAAAAUAAUUAAGAAACGAAGUUAUUUCAUUUUCUAAUUUUUUAUUCAUAAGUAGUGAAAUUUUCUAGUAUCCGAUUAAAAUGAAAUUCGUCGAUCGGUUUGACGACGACAAAUUAUAAAAUAAACAGGGGGUCGUUUUUUGUAAAUUAUAAAUUUAUCAUGUACAAUGUUUUAAUUGUGAGGAAAGAGAAAGAAUUAUUUAAAAACUGACGACCUAAAUUUCCAAUGAAAAAGAAGAGAAUUAAGAAGACUCUUUCCUAUUCGUAAAAUCUUAAAUAGACCAGAAAAAUUUUCCCAAUUUAGAAUUAUAAGAAAAUAGUUGACACGAAAGAGAUAGUUGUUCGAUUACAAAAAAGUUAAAAAAAAAGAAAAGAGAAGUAAAGAAAAAAUGUUAUUUGUAAUUGGCCAAUAAUCUUGUUCUUGUUAUUAAUUAUCGCUUUAUUAUAAUAUUCAAAUACGUCGUAAUUUUUACUCCUAUAGGUGUUUAAAAGAAGUUCAGUUAAAACCUAAAGGAGUAUCGACGUGAUCAGGCAAUCUCCCUAUAAAAAUGCACAGAAUGGCUACAAAUUUCGUCGUUCGCUCACUUAAUAAAAAAAAACAAUAUUUUAAUAACGAAAAUAGAAAAAAAAUCUUAAAUUUCGCUUUUCGCAAAUUUUUCGACAGGAGUUUUUUGUAAUUUCCAUUUUAAUCACUUUUGUACUAUUAAUAAUUUUAAAAAAUGCUUAUAAUUUUAAUAAUAACAAAAUAAUAACGAUAAUAAUAAUAAUAAUAAUAAUAAUAAUAAUAAUAAU